Erigeron canadensis is the source of this 1317-nucleotide messenger RNA. Its product is annotated as probable pectin methylesterase CGR3. NCBI's taxonomy places the organism in Eukaryota, Viridiplantae, Streptophyta, Magnoliopsida, Asterales, Asteraceae. Gene Ontology annotation, molecular function: methyltransferase activity. The transcript is spliced from 7 exons. Gene Ontology annotation, biological process: pectin metabolic process. The coding region runs from base 182 to 970 and encodes 262 amino acids. The record is from RefSeq and is a predicted model, not a curated record.
UUAUACAGAUUUCUUUAAUAAUUCACCUCAUUUCAUACACACUGUGCAAAUUUAUUAAACCUCUUUUACUGAUCCUUUUUUGCACAUAACACACACAGAUCCAGAUCCAUUACUACUGCUACCACACUCAUACCUCUCCACAACUUCAUUCAGGUGAAUUGUGAUAUAUAUUUAGAAAACGAUGUCGAGACGGCCAGCUAGUUUAUCUAGACGAUUAGGAGAUGGAGCUGGGAUUCCUUUUAUGGGAUCUUUGAAUCCGAAAUCUCGCCCUUCACCGUUGUUAUCCGUUGGGCUUGUAUUAGUGGGAGCUUUUCUGAUAAUCGGUUACGUUUAUAGUGGAUCAGGUGGACGUACUGGUGAUAAAGUUGCUUUCAAUAGGCUUGAAGGCGGUGUUUCAUGCUCAGCAGAAAUAUAUCAAGCAUUACCGUAUCUGAAGAAAGCAUAUGGUGAUAGCAUGCAUAAAGUUUUGCACGUCGGUCCAGAUUCGUGUGCAGUAGUUUCCAAAUUAUCAAAAGAAGAAGAUACAGAAGCUUGGGGUCUGGAACCAUAUGAUUUGGAUGAUAGUGAUGCCAAUUGCAAAAGCCUUAUACGUAAAGGCAUGGUUCGUGUUGCUGAUAUAAAGUUCCCUCUCCCUUAUAAGUCAAAAUCUUUUAAUCUUGUCAUAGUGUCGGAUGCUCUUGACUACUUGUCCCCAAGGUAUCUCAACAAGACUCUUCCGGAAUUGGCUAGAGUAUCUUCAGAAGGAUUUGUAAUUCUUUCUGGUUAUCCGGGUCAGCGUAGAGUUAAAGUUGCUGAGAUGUCUAAGUUUGGUCGCCCUGCAAAACUGCGAAGCUCUUCCUGGUGGAUUCGGUUUUUUGUUCAGACUAAAUUAGAAGAGAAUGAAGUUGCUACUAAAAAGUUCGAGGCGGCUGCAGCCAAGAAGGCAUACCAGUCAACUUGUCAGAUUUUCCAUCUAAAAUCACUCCAUUGAAGCAUUCAGGCACUCCCAAAAGAAGAAAACGGUCAAAUCUUAAAAUAUAAAAAUGAAACACGUGUGCCAUGUUGAUGAGCAGUUGGAAAAAAUUUUGGUGUGGGGGUUAUCAACUCUCAUAUGGGUUUUUUUAGCAUACUGAAGAUGUAUAUUGUUACAAGUCUUAUCUCUUGGUUUUUUUUUUUUUUUUUUGUUUCAUAUUGUUGGAAGAAUGAUGUAAUUUUUGACUGAUUUACUUUCAAAGUAUUACUUCAAAAGUUAUAAGUGAAUUGUAAAACAAAUCUAGUUUGUUAACUUGCUAAUUUACAUAUCUGUAAUGGUAUGAUUGGUAUCCCUUGCUUUCUGCA